CGGGACCCUAAUUCCAGAUUCCAGAUUCCAAAUCAUGCCCAAUAAUAGGGACGGUUUCAGUUUCGUGCAACGGAGCCAUGCCUAUGAACCCUGAAUGAGUUCAGACAUCUCCGCGUCUUUUCCGCAUCGGCACCAUCCGAGCAUGCCGUAUCGAUCGCUGCCGUACGAUUACGAGCGGGAUGAGCACUAGACUAAUUGCGACGGCGCCCUAUGAUAACGGUGAAGAUGGCUUUUGAACGUCAAUCGGCAUUAUUGCCGUUUGCUUAUGAAGGACGGCAUGUGAAGUAUCAUUCAACGACAGUAGGUAUAUAUAGGCUGCUCUUUCCGAGCAUUGGACCAUUAUCAUCAUCAUCAUCAUCAUCAUCAUCAUCAACAUAUUCAGUAUUCCUCACAGCUAUACCUACUAUCUUUGAAGUCCACCUUCCGUCCAAUCAAGUAAUUGAUAUCCUGAAUCAUUUGUAUCAAUCCAACAUGUCUCUUCCUCCGCCUUUCACGAAAGAAACCGCUCAUCUCAAGGUUAAGAAAGCUCAAGAUUUGUGGAAUACCCAAGAUCCUGCCAGAAUUGCACAGGCAUACACGCCUGACUCUGUUUGGCGUAACCGUGGAUCCUUUCUCUCGGGAACUGCUGCGAUUGAGGAAUUCUUGACCGCGAAAUGGGCAAAGGAAACCAGCUACACGCUUCGUAAGGAGCUCUUCGCCUUUACCGACAACAAGAUCGCAGUGCAGUUCUGGUACGAAUUCCAGGACAAAAAUGACGGUAUGAAAUGGAAGCGUUGUUAUGGGCUCGAGGAUUGGACCUUUGCAGAGGACGGCAAGAUGAAAAAGCGACAUAUGAGCGGCAACGAUAUUACUAUCAACGAGGCCGAUCGAUGGUUCAAAGAUGGUGUUGAUGUCAACGAGGUACCCCUCAGUGCGUCGCACUGGUAGGGUCAUUGCGGAGAAAAGUACGUUUUCGAAACGGGGUAUCAUUUGACGCGCUUGUAUAUAUGAACUUGAAGAGGAAGGCUGGGGCUCAGGCCGGAGGAGUGUCGUGUAUCACGACGAGAAUGUAUUUAGAAUCUAAGCAUGGGAUUAGCCUGUGCUUGUCGCUCACUCUGUCUCAUUACAUACCUGGUACAAUGACAAGCUCAUUUUUCUUCGUCCG
This is a messenger RNA of Aaosphaeria arxii CBS 175.79, 1144 nucleotides long. Its product is annotated as DUF1348-domain-containing protein. Lineage: Eukaryota; Fungi; Ascomycota; Dothideomycetes; Pleosporales. The coding region runs from base 472 to 927 and encodes 151 amino acids. The transcript has 3 exons. The record is from RefSeq and is a predicted model, not a curated record.